AUGGUCGGGCGGCGGCUACGUCGGAGACACAGAAGCGAGGACGGACAGCCGGCGGCGAGUUUGGGGUUUUCUUUUUGCUACCGUUGCUUGGAUCGCGCGACGAGGACUGCUGGGUUGGGAUCGUCAGUGAGGGCGAUGUUGUUGCUGCCGGCGAGGGAAGCGGAGUGGUGGCGCUGGUUGUCGGGCGGUUGCUGCCUGUCGACGUCGGAGAUGAGGGUGGGGUUUCUCGCUGUUGUUUUCGCCGGAGGAAGGAGUGCACGCGAGGGAGUUGGAGGACUGGGGGUUUAG
This is a messenger RNA of Linum trigynum, 288 nucleotides long. Lineage: Eukaryota; Viridiplantae; Streptophyta; Magnoliopsida; Malpighiales; Linaceae. The record is from the annotation of a GenBank genome assembly.